CAGUUGAGUAAACUACAAGCUGAGCUAAACCUAAACGAAAAUGUGGCGCAUGAAGGUCGCAGCUGUGGAGAAGAAAUGAAAUAUGCGCAGAUGUGCGCUGAUUUCCCCCCGGAUCUAAUAGAAAAACAGUUUCGGACAGCAUGUCAUCAACAAGAGUCACGCUUCGGUUUUUUCUUCUCACCUUCGUCACAGCCACUGUUUCAGGGGUCCUAAAGCUGUCCAUCGCCCCUGACAGAGGCACCACUCUCAGCAUCAGCAGUAGUCAGGUCAAAGGUUGCAAAGUCUGCACCUGGGCAGGACGCCUACGACAAUGUGGUUUAUCCGUUGUGUUAAAAGAAAACACUCCCGUCUCUGUGGAGUUUGAGUGCUCUCGACCUCAAGAUGUGUUCAGCGUAGAAAUUGCGCGAAAUAUAGAAUGUACCACAAAGUUGUGCACUGGCCACAUCAUCCAGGCUGACACCGGCUCUCUUCCUUUGCUGGAUUUUAAUCGCAAGUUCAUCUGGAACCUGAAUGCCUCUGCGCCAAAAGCAGUUAAAAUAGACUUCAGCAACACGGGUCUAAGACAGAUAAAUCCCUCUGACAGCUGUCCAGAUGGACACAGCUACAAUCUCCAGGCCUUCCAGACUUCAGGAAAUGUGGCCGUCGGGAAAUACUGCAGGACGGGGCCUGUUGUCUGUGCUCAGAUUCUGAAUCAAGGUAGCUUUUCUCUGGACGUCCCAGCAGGACAGAAGCUGCAAAAUGGCCAGUUUGACGUGUCUGUUGGGGAGGAAAUCAAAUCCCUCACCAAAAUUACAGUGAUGAUUCCAAAAGGGACCUCGUCCUUAGAGCUGCUCUCGCCAAACUACCCUGAUAGUUUUCCCGAUGACGACGUGAUGCAGUGGUACUUUCAAGUACCGGACAAACACAGAACGGCCCUUCAGUUUUUAAAUGUCACAAAGCCGCGUUGUCUGAAGAAGGAGACAGCGGUGGAGUACCACAGCAAAGGGAGAGGGGCGAUGGUGCUGAGUCUGUCGGACCCCCAGCCAGAACAGAAUCAGGGAGACUUCACCCUGACGCUGAGGAACUGUGAGAUGGACAUAAGAAGUGCUGCUUCUCCUGGACUGUUGCUGAACCUCAGGGUGUCGUCUUCAAGAACAGGAUUAACAGUGUCAUGUAAAGUGGAUCUGAGCAGAAUGGGGGGCCUUUCUCUUCACAUCGAGAAGUUGAGACCGGCCUCUGUCUGCCAGAUGAGAGUAAACUCUGUGCUUAAGGAGAAAAUCACGGUCACAUCGAAGAGUGAGCUCACUUUCCAGGACUGCUUUCCCGAAGACGUACAAGUCACCGCCACGAAAACCAUAGAGUGUAGUGUACUGAAAGACUGCCCAAAGACCCCUGCCCGUCUGUCGGUGCCCUUGCUGCCUCCCUGCCUCCUGGCCCCUCUGAGCAGCGUGACCUGGACCCUUCGUCCUCCUCAGCACGGCACUGUGGAGCUCACCUCUUCCUUUGGGCCCCUAAAGCAGUCCCUACCUGGGCAGCAGUGCAACAACAGCAUCGUCUUUAAAUUGUCAGAAGACCACGGCACUACAAUCGGACACUUCUGCACCCCAGGAGCCAUACAGAAGGUCCAAAUCCACACCAACAUGACCGUCACUGUGUCCGGGAUGGGGGGUAAAUCACUGAGGACUCUUUCAAAGACUGUGCUGAUGGAGGCCUUUUUCAAAGAGGGGAUAUCAGAAAGAUACAUAUUCACAGUGUCUCCAAAGAGAGACACUCCUGUCCUUUUGGCUACUCCUGGCUGGCCAGUAGGAAUGAAGUCUUACUCCACCGUCUCCUGGAUCGUCUCUGUUCCUCCGAGAAUGGAGGCUCACCUGAUGUUCGCCAAACUGAGCCAGCCCAAGUGCAGCAACCGCCACACCAACAUCAGGGUGCAGAGAGUCGGCCGCCUGGAGGAGGAGUACAGCCGCAGGGAGGACGAAAAGGCAGUCAGUGAGAUCACGGUCAACGGGAACUUCUACCUCAACAUGUCUAACUGUAUGCCUGAGAAAGGAGACUUCAGCGUCAUCACCAAGAUCACCCUGCACAAGAGCAAGAACCUGCUGCUGACUAUCAUCCUGAGUGUGGUGGCUGUCCUGCUGGUUAUUUUUGUCAUUGUGCUGGUAGUGGUCUGUGUGGUGAUUAGGAAGAAGAAAAAGAAGCUGGAUCAUGAAAUAUCCAUCUACAAUCCAAACUGCACUAGCUUCCUGCCAGGACCAAACGGCUUCCCAAAAACACGAGAAGACAACGAGUCCCAUGUGUAUGCGUCCAUCGAGGACACGCUGGUCUACACGCACCUCCUGAGAAAGGGAGCAGAGAUGGGCAUCUACGGAGAGUUCGACACACACCCGCCCUUCUCGGGGCAGACAGACUCACAGAAACCAUUGGUCUCUAAAAUAGCUGCAGACGAUGACAUACCGGUUGGGGUUUACGAGAAGUUUCAGGCUCCUCCGCUUCCAAUCCGGCCCCCGAGCCACGUGAAAGCAAUGCAGGACAAUGUGAUUUACCAAACCGAGGACCCAAGUGAAGAGGAAAACUCUCCGAAUCUGGGGCCGCGGCUUGAGCCAGAGGGAGGAAACUGAGGAGGAGAUUGGAUUUUGCUUUUCUCUUGACCUUUGAGAUAUUCAUUCCCUGGCAUCUUUGUGAUUACCUGCCUCUCAAGAAGCCUUUGUUUUUUUUUCUCUCGAGCCUAGUUUUGCACCAAAGCCAGGCACACAAAUUACCCUGCUGAACCCGCCUGCCGCUUGUUACGAUGUUUUAUCUCAGAUGAAGGCAGUAAACAAUCAUCCUCUUUGUACCAGCGAUGCCACUAUGAAAAUAUGAUUCUUUUAGACAAUGAACAUUUUUCAUUUGAGAUAUUUUGUACAAUUCGUGGUUGUUUUUACAUGAGCAAAUGUGUGUGCUGUUUACAUGCUGAAAUGUUCUUUUUAAUAUUGAACCGAGAGAGGACUCUACUGCUAUUAUUGUUACCCUGUAUUUUUAUGGCAUCAUCCCAACAUGAUGGCCCGAUGAUUGCCUGUAUUGCAGAAUAGGUGCAUAGAGUAUCUUUUUACUAUCAAAGCUUUUUACCCUGCUCUUUGCCUUCUGGAUAUAUCAUUACAAUUUAAGUUAAGUCAAUACUCACCUUUAAAUGCAGAUUAGGACUUUACUUUACUAUGUUCACACUAUAUAUGCUUCCGUUAGGCAAUAUUAUAAGGAAUCAUUCUGUAAACUUUCAUUGUUAUGCGGAUGAUAC
Messenger RNA from Notothenia coriiceps (black rockcod), 3247 nucleotides. RefSeq names its product CUB domain containing protein 1a (gene cdcp1a). The record is from RefSeq and is a predicted model, not a curated record. Bases 141 to 2594 code for a protein of 817 amino acids. NCBI's taxonomy places the organism in Eukaryota, Metazoa, Chordata, Actinopteri, Perciformes, Nototheniidae. The transcript has 9 exons.